Messenger RNA from Lasiodiplodia theobromae, 882 nucleotides. Its product is annotated as Class ii aldolase adducin domain containing protein. Gene Ontology annotation, cellular component: cytoskeleton. Gene Ontology annotation, molecular function: actin filament binding. NCBI's taxonomy places the organism in Eukaryota, Fungi, Ascomycota, Dothideomycetes, Botryosphaeriales, Botryosphaeriaceae. The transcript has 2 exons. The coding region runs from base 1 to 882 and encodes 293 amino acids. The record is from RefSeq and is a predicted model, not a curated record.
AUGGCACCAUCGGCAAUUGAGGAGAAGAAGGAGGAUGCUGUCGUUCCUUUCAAGCCUCACGGCAAGGAGGACAUGACGCCUCUGCAGGCCAUCUCGCAGGGUGUCUCCCUCCCCGGCAUCCCCCUCUACUCGGAAAUCGAUAAGCAACGCCACUUCAUCCUUUCUCACAUGGCGUGCGCCUUCCGCGUCUUUGCUCGCAAGGGCUUUACUGAGGGAAUGUCUGGUCACAUUUCCGUGCGAGACCCCGAGAACCCUCACACCUUCUGGACCAACCCUCUGGGCAAGCACUUCGGUCAGCUUAAGGCGUCGGACAUGAUCUUGGUCGACUACGACGGCAAGGCCAUUGGCGGAAACAUGUCGCGGCCGGCCAACGCAGCAGGAUUUCUGAUCCACAGUGCGGUGCACAAGGCGCGGCCAGAUGCCAACGCAGCCUGCCACACGCACUCCAAGGCCGGUAAAGCAUGGAGCGCGUUCGCACGGCCUCUCGAGAUGCUCAACCAGGACGUGUGCUACUUCUAUGGCGACGCCCAGGCCGUUUACAAGGAUUGCGGCGGCAUCGUCUUCUCCGAGGAAGAGGGCAAGCGCCUGGCAGGUGCUUUGGGCCCCAACGGCAAGGGCAUGAUUCUCAGGAACCACGGUCUGUUGACUGUCGGCCACACGGUCGAUGAGGCGGCUUACUUGUACUGCUUGAUGGAGAGGAGCUGCGAGGUCCAGCUCAUGGUCGAGGCGGCGGCCGCAAACGGCGUACCCAAGGUUCUCGUGCCGGAUGACGCCGCGCAAUACACAUUCAAGAUGGGUUCGGACAGGGAGUCGCUGUACUGGGAGUUCCAGCCGGACUUCGAGUACGAGGAGGAGCAGUGCAAAGGCGAGUUUUACAACUGA